Messenger RNA from Caenorhabditis sp. 36 PRJEB53466, 2973 nucleotides. The record is from the annotation of a GenBank genome assembly. Lineage: Eukaryota; Metazoa; Nematoda; Chromadorea; Rhabditida; Rhabditidae.
AUGACCCAAAUCGGUCUGUAUCCUGCUGGUCUUACCAAGCCAUUCGAGUUGUCGUUGUCGGCCAUCAAGUCUGUGUUGGAACCAGAGAAUCCAUCUUAUUCAAGUACUAACCUUAAUGUUCCAAUAGAACGUUCCUACCAUAUUUUACUUUCAGAGCGUGUUCCAAACUGUCAAAAAUGCGGACAACACGGUCGCAAAUCUCGUCUCAAAGGUCACAAAAGGUAGAAUAUUAACGUUUAACAUACUUUUACCUUUAAUAAUUCCAGAAACUGUCCAUUCCGAGAGUGCACCUGCGCCAAGGUAAGCCUAAAGAUUUUUCUGUAGCUUUCAUCUUUUCUAGGAUUUCUGGGUUGCUCUUCUAUUACUCCUUCUAGAAUAUUAGACGAACGGAAAAAGUGGAAGUGUAAUUUGAGAAUAGUGUUUUCGUUUUUCUAACUGGUAGAAAACACCGUCGAUGUGUAUGAUGUAUGCAGCUUCUGCUCAGCGCGAUUGUUUGAAACUCUUUGAGCUAGAUGAGAAGGGCUCUCACAUGUCUCAAUGCUUUAGAAAACGAAGAAACAUGUUUCAUUUAUUAAAACUAAUGAGAUGUUUCUCGGUAAAUGCCACGAGUUGCUCUUUGCACACAACCUGCACAGUGGCGAGACAUUCUUAGAGCUCAAGAGCAAGAGAGUGAAUUUCUGAUUUCUCUUAUUAUUUGACGCAUCCCUAGUGCAGCUCCACUACAGAUGUCGUUUUGAAAUGUCGGAAAAGUUCACACAUAAAAAACAAAGACAAUCAUGAGGCAUCGCCCGUUGACGUCUACGGAGACAAACCCACCAAUUUGGAGGCAACGGUGUGUACGAGUCUCCCCCCAGACAUGCUUUAGAUUUGUGCUAAAUUCAAUUUCGCAACAUGGAAUUUUCUUGUCGACACUCAGAGCGUUCCCCUUCAUUAUUCCACGCAAAAACAUUUGUCACGCCGAAUUCUGAUCGCAAUCUGAAAUUUCCGCUCACUUAUGAGUCAUGCGUGAUCUUUGCAACAAUCCAACGAAUGUCUCUGAGACAUCCUAGACAUCCUCUAAGCUUGAAGUUCUUCGCUCUUUAAAAACAGAGAAAUGUUUGGGUGGGUGGGAGAGCGUGGAGGGGGACCGAAAAUUGCAAACAUGUUUUGCUCAGCUGACCCGUCGCCGGUCGAAAAAAAUUGUGUGUGUGUGUGUCCGCAUGUUGGAGACUUGCAUACAAAAAAUAUAUACGAAUUAUAAUUUUCAUCAUCAUCAUUUCUUGGUUCGCCUGUUGCUCAUCAGUAAACAAAAUAACCUGAGCGAGAGAUUCUGCUUGAAUCUGGACUAGUUUCAUUACGUUUUCAGAGAUGAGAUGACAUUUGAGCUAUUUCCGUGCUAGCUCGUUUUUCGGAGAACUUAUUUUUUUGAAACUUGAAGAGGAUCAUCAUGUCUGUACUUCCUGUACAUGUUAUCGACACCUUUUUUGAAUGUGUUCCGAGCACGGAAAUUCAAAAUCACCUGUCUAGCUUCCAUCCAAUAUCAUGUAAUAUCAUGUUUUGAACAUAAGCUUCGUUGAACAUUAGCCUAAUUGGAGCUCUUAUGGACCGCCUGAAUAUCAGACAUUCUUGGAAAAGUUAAGAGAUCUAGAAGGUGCUUUGAGCUUCUCGUCACUGGCUCCGCGCGCGCAAAAAGAAGAAAAACAAAAAGGACAUAGUAAAUUAUCCAGAAGGCCAUACGAAGAACACCGACAAAAAUUGUAACAUAGUUUGAUAUUUACGCCAGGGCAAUUGCUACUUACCGUAGCUCUAAAAUAUUAAAUGUUUCAUUAACUGAUUCUUACUAUUAGUUCCUUGUUCUGCAAGAAUUUAAAGCUAGCUUUAAAAGGAGGUGAUCGCGCUUCAUAAUUUUGCACCACUUUAUUACCACAAGAUGAAACGCGCCUCUGAAUUUUUGAAAAUCACCACCAAAUGCGAUUCACCUCAGUUCUGAGGCCUUUAAGAACACUGAAGCUUUUGGGAUUUUUGGAAACGGUAGUUGCUUUGUCAGCUGGAAACAAGUUUGAUCAGCCUGCUUCACACACGCACAUGCGAGGAACAUAAACACUUUUGAUGUUUUCGACAUUCGGGGCCCUCUCGAUGAGAAACGAGGAUUAGAUUGUGGUGACCUCGGCUACUCGUCGCCUCGCGAGCUCAGAAGUUUUUGGUUGUUUUUCUGGCUUGAGGGGAGAAAAGAGACGGGAGGGAAGAGCUGUAUGUGUAAAGUUGGGAUGAGAGUUUAUUUUGUACUCUACUCUCCUCUACCCUUCUCCUACGUGAAGGAUAAAGAAAAAAUAACAAAUUUAUUGCAGUGUGCCGUUGUCACUGAACGUCAGAAGUUGAUGGCCGAUCAGAUCAAGAUCCGACGUCGCCAACGCAAGGACACUCUGAUGAACUUGACCAGAGAACACAUCACCUCCACGAUCAACGCAGCCGCUGCUCUUUCAGCCGCCACUCCGAUCAGUCUCAACCAACUGAAUGCUCUUCUAUGUAGGCAAAAUGCCCAAAAAAAUUUUUCUCAAAUUGUAUUUUUUUCCAGAUGGUUCAAUCAAAACCUCCUCACAGCCGUUGCUUCCUUCCCCUGCCUCCUCGGACUCAUCCUACAGUAGUCCAUCCAUGCAAUUCCCGUCUCCAUCGCUUCCGAUUCUUCUCCCAACUUCUGCUGAUCACUCGCCACUAUCGCAGACCCCCAGCAUUCCAAGCUCCAUCGCUUCUCCGAUUGUCGCUCCUGUUCCUAUCAAUCCAGGCGGCUUCCCAUUCGUUGGGCUCGGAGCACAAGGACAAGAUGCCGCAGUUGCUGCAAUCAUGCAGGCGAUCAUUGAGAACUACAGCCUUUUGAACGACUCGACGCACAACAUCUCCAACUCGUCGAGUCCAUCGAAAGAUGACGAAAGCGGCGACGAUGACGCCGGCGAAUCGAUAAACUCGAACUGUAUAAUCGACGUUUGCACUGUGUAA